Athalia rosae (coleseed sawfly) is the source of this 953-nucleotide messenger RNA. RefSeq names its product myomegalin-like. The transcript has 3 exons. The record is from RefSeq and is a predicted model, not a curated record. NCBI's taxonomy places the organism in Eukaryota, Metazoa, Arthropoda, Insecta, Hymenoptera, Athaliidae. The coding region runs from base 50 to 700 and encodes 216 amino acids.
CAAAAAAAUAUAUUUCAAGAUUUCAAAUUGCUACUGAACAUUUUUAGAAAUGGAAAUUAUUCAGGAUGAAGCUGCAAUUGAUUUUGCAAGAUUAGAAUCUACUAUACGCAACAAAUUGAUCGAAUUGCAGUUGAAAACGAAGAGCUUAGAAGAAACUCAGCAGCAGCUUGCACAGGCACGGCAGUCCCUAUAUGAAAUGGAACGAAGAAAUGAAGAGGCCAGACGAGAUAUCGCAUUGAUGCAAAGCCAAUUAGAUGUAGCUAUGACAGCGAUGAGGCACUGGGAAGAAGAAAAAACUUUAAAUAGAUGCCAGCAAGUACAAUCGAACAUGCAUUCAGAAACUGUUCUAAGAGAGAGGGACUCUCUUCUUCAACAAACAAAAAAUUUACAGUUAGAAAACAUGAUACUGCAACAGAAGAUUCACGAAUUUGAGACUAUAAAUGCAAACAGAGAACCACUUCAAGAUACCUUGACACAAUUGAAAAAUAAAGUAUUAUUGGUCGUAAACGCUGCUAAUAGUGAAUUUCCAAAGCUACGCCAGGAGCUUGAAGAGUUACAAAAAUCUUUAGAAAAUACAAAUAAACUUAACGGGCGACUCCAGGCUGCAGGGAUGUGUGCACACGGCAUACAACAAAAACUCAAAAUGAGAAUUGAGGAGUUGGAGAACAAAUUGGAUACAGUUUCCCCAUUUCAAUAUUGAUUUCGUCGAAUAUGGAUCGUUGAGUAUUGUGUAGGCGUUUCGCCGAUUCCGACUUCGUGAAUUUUUUCGAAAAUAUAAGCAGGAUUGGAAAGAGAGGGCUUUGUCAACGAACACACACAUAGGAUUAAUAUAAAAUGUAUUAUCGUAUGUAUAUUCAAAUCUGUCGAACCGAAUCAAAAGAUUAAAAUGCGAAGAUCGAUAAGAAUAUGUAAGAAGCUGUGACAACAAUAAGCAAUAAAUGACUUCUUCUAUA